AACGAACACCUACACUCCUCUGGACCGGUUUAAGCUGUUCUUCGCUGAGGCCACUGUCAGGACGCUGUGUCAGAACACAAACAAACAGGCUGCCAGGAAUAUCGCAAAAGGAUACAAAUACAAGUGGACUGACGUUGAAAUCUACUCUUUUUACAUGGCGAUAAUAAAGCUGGACCAAAUCAGGGAUUACUGCCGGGGAAAAAUGCAUUUUCUCGGUUCUGUUCCCGUCAACAGUGAUGUACAGGGACAGAUACGCUACCAUUUCCAGGGAACGUUCACAUGAGCGAUCCCGACAAGGACCGAGACGACGACAAAAAGCGAGGCACACCAGAACACGACGGCCUGUUCCAGGUGAAGCCCCUCAUGGGCGACAUUCAGAACGCCUGCAAAGCCCUUUAUCUUCCUCGCAAGGUCCUCGCGGUGAACGAAAGAAUGAUAACAACCAAGGCCAAAACGGUCAAGAAGGCGAAGCGAUCGAAGUGGGGCUUCAAGUUGUUCGGGCUCUUUGACUCGAGCAACGGCUACACGGUGGAUUUUUCUGUGUACGCGGGAAGACACGUCGGGCUUUCGCGUACCUCUGUAACGUCCCUCGUGACUCGCUCCUGCCUGGGCUCUGGGUACCACGUGCACAUGGACAGUUUUCACACAAGCCCAAAGCUCCUCAGGGACUUGCACGCACAACACUUUGCCGCUUGUGGGACGUACCGGGACAACAGGAAGGACUGCCCACGCAACGCAAGCAACGCAAGGGAUCUUACAGGUGGAUUAGGGACGGCCCUCUGCUUUUUGUGA
Molecule: messenger RNA, 792 nt
Organism: Perca fluviatilis (European perch)
Lineage: Eukaryota; Metazoa; Chordata; Actinopteri; Perciformes; Percidae
Product: piggyBac transposable element-derived protein 4-like
Exons: 2
Coding region: 280-792 (170 amino acids)
Source: RefSeq, a predicted model, not a curated record